Molecule: messenger RNA, 854 nt
Organism: Rhodamnia argentea
Lineage: Eukaryota; Viridiplantae; Streptophyta; Magnoliopsida; Myrtales; Myrtaceae
Exons: 4
Coding region: 235-642 (135 amino acids)
Biological process (GO): proton motive force-driven ATP synthesis
Molecular function (GO): proton transmembrane transporter activity
Source: RefSeq, a predicted model, not a curated record
AGAAGUGUCCAUACACACACCGGAGCGCCGGCGUUUCGUGCAGCGAAAGUCAACAGUCAAAACCCCUAACCCCUUUGUCGUUGGGUCUAGCUGCGUCUCUCUUUCACGUAGGAAGGAGAAAAAGAACGCAAGUCCCCCAAAGUGAUCGGAGCCUCGGAGCUGCAGAAGUUGCUGCUCUCUGUUUCGAUGGUCGCCACAUGAUGGCGGAAUUCGGUUUUCGAGCUUAAAAUUCUGAUGGGGUUUUUAGUGACGGGACUGCGAGUUCUGGAAGCCAUGGCAUCGAAGUUGCUUCAAUUGCAGAAGAUGGCAGCUCAGGCGACUCAAUAUGCUUCGAAGCAUGGGAAUGCCUACUACAAGCAGUUGAUGGAGCAGAACAAGCAAUAUGUUCAGGAGCCGCCCAGUGUGGAAAAGUGCCAACUGUUAUCCAACCAAUUGCUUUACACUCGUCUUGCCAGCAUCCCUGGGAGACGUGAGGCAUUUUGGAAGGAAGUAGAUUACCUCAAGCAACUAUGGAAGAACAAGCAGGAGCUGAACAUUGAGAAAGCUGGCAUAGCUGCUUUGUUUGGUUUUGAGUGUUUUGCCUGGUACUGUGCUGGUGAGAUUAUUGGAAGAGGGUUUACAAUCACAGGGUAUUAUGUCUGAGAGAAAUUGCUUUGGUAAUAAAGGAUCCACUACUUCCUGUUUAGAUUUCCAUAAGUGGGUGAGUGAGGUCACCGUAAGGGUCCCCAGUGCGAGAUUUUUCCUUUAUGUACUUUGAGCUUCAGUAUAGACGAAUCUUUGCUGUGGCACUAACCCAUAACUGCAGUCUUAUGUACUUCCCAUCUCAAAUUCAGUUGAUUCAUUUCUUUGUUUUC